Messenger RNA from Fusarium tjaetaba, 1848 nucleotides. RefSeq lists its product as uncharacterized. The record is from RefSeq and is a predicted model, not a curated record. The transcript has 4 exons. Bases 1 to 1848 code for a protein of 615 amino acids. Lineage: Eukaryota; Fungi; Ascomycota; Sordariomycetes; Hypocreales; Nectriaceae.
AUGGAACAAGUCGAAGGUCAGGGAAGCCCCCAUAAAGUCCUUGACAGACUCUUCAAAACUACAAAAACUUCCACUAUCCCCCAUCUCACAGAACUUCGCAAGGCCCUUGGCUACGGCAACCCAGGCCAAGAACAGGACAUCGCCUUUAAAAGGGCCAUCAGAGCCCAGAUCGAGUCUUUUGUAUCCCCUAGCACCAAAAUACCUGCAUACAAACUCACCAAGUGGAGGUUGCCUCUUCACCAGAGAGGACUCCAAGAGGUCACCAAAGACUUUCUCGAUACCAAGAGAAAGGGGCCUGAAUUCUGGCCUGCGAGGCACGACUCCGUUAACACCAGGUGCCUUGAGUAUUCCAAAGACUCUUCUCGGAUACGCCGUCUCAUGAUCAAAGUCUUUUGGCGUGCAGCCCGAGAGUACAAGCGAAACAAGCCCUCAAACUCUGCCACUACGAAGCUACCAUCACAGCCUAGCGAUAGAGACACUUUACCAUUAGAGCUCCUGGAUGCGCCGACUGACGACAAACGCCAAGUCCUCGAUAACAACUCGCAUAUUCUCAAAGGCCAGAAUAUCGACAACCCUAUAGAUGUUGAGAGCAUGCAGUCCAGAACCAACACAUCAGGGCUGUCCACAGACGAUCACUGUGCAGGCCUUGGAAUUGCUUUCAAUUUUAUUAUUGGUGCACAGCGACAGGAUACGCCUGAUGAGAGCUCAAGCUCGGAGCCCUUUUCAUCUUCACAGCUAGUCCCUGACACAGAGGGAACUAUGAUGCCUAUUCCCGAAGAAGCAGAGAGCGUUCCCGGGACAGACCUGUACGAAGUGCCUCCAAGCCCUCCAGAGGUCACUGAAACUGCACAGAGUAAUGGCAAGCGCCCGGUCGAGCCAGACUCCGAUGAUCUCAGCCGCCAGGCCAAAGUCCCCAGACAAGAUGCAAGCACGUCUGCGAACUCGACACGCCAACCUCCAAAGAGUACUCGAGGUGGCAGAAAGUCACAGAGCUUACGUCCCAAAGUCCGAAGCUCUAAAAGACAGAGCAAGCCAGUCCUUCGACCAGGAGCUGCUACGGAAGAACAGAUUCAAGCUGCCGAGAACCCGACCCCAACCCCAACUCCGUCACCUCCCCCAGUUGUAGCUGGACCUCAGCGCAGAAGUAAUGCGAGCCAAAGCAAACAACCCUCGACCGCCACUAAUGAUUCCACCUCAAGAAUUUCAGCCGGGGAAACACAAGGCCAAUCUCCAACCGGAGCUAUCAGAGCAGAGCUAGCUCGCCAGGCUGAAAGGCAGACUACAGAGGCAGCUAUAGCAGCGGGUGUAGACCAAGAACUAGAUGCCUGCGGCACGUCUACCACUGACCUCUCCGCUAAAGCUCAAGGAAAGCUACCUGAGGCGCCGGUCAGGAAAAACCCAACGGUUCAAGCUGGGCCAAGUCGGGAGCGGGACGCAGAGUCUACGGUCAGACCAGAGGCCAGUGCUGUGAGCCAGCAAAGGAGCCGCUCUGGGAAUCUGGACCCUGAAGAUACACAGCGACAAGUGCCGCAUGGACGUGAAAUAGUCAUCGUCAUCAGAUCCGACAUAGCCAAUGGCGUUGACUUCAUGUCUUGGAAGCCGUCAUCUUUCUUAUUCAACAUGUCUCUUGCGGAUGUGGCUGAGGAGUUGGGGUUGAGGCACGGCCGAACCCUUCACAUGUCUCUCAGAGGCCGAAUGUCCAACUUGUGUGAAAAGUUCGAGCCCGGCGACGAAGAUGGAUUUGAGUCCUUCAAAGAUGAGUGCCUGGGAGUUAUUAUGCAGCGCCAUUCUGGUGCGCAGAGACAACAGUUUAGGGUUUACUUUUCGGACAAGCCAAUUUCUAUCUGA